AUCCCUCUUCAUCUGCGCCACACUCGCCCCUAUCCCCUGGCCAAGGGUCAAAUCUACCGCCUCUCAACCGUCAAUCGUCCUUCGUUGGACAAACAGGUUAUCAACACAUGGGCUAUUCGACGGCUGGGCCUGCCUAUGCCCCACCACCCUUCGGUGCCGCUCAAUCGAUGUAUUCCUCUCCCUAUCCGACGCCGUAUCCUCAGUCGUAUGUUCCCUCGACUGAACAGGAAGCUUCAGGCGCAUGGUGGUACUUGCCACCUGGCGCCACUGGAUCGAUGCCGUACGAGAACAUGCAGGGAUCUUUUCCAUCACCAUACGGAAUGCCCUACCAGCCGCAAAAUCUCCCCGAAUCUGAGGGAGCGACUGGGUCGUUCGCGUUUCCUACUUCGCCGUCCGCUUCUCGACCUUCGCCAUCAUUUGGCGGCCCUGCUGGGAAUCAUGGCCGAGAGCCACCCUUUGCCCGAUCUGUCGCCGCGCCGCAAGGCCCUCCUGCACCUUCUACGGCCGAGCAGCCACAACCUCCUGGCCUGACGGCGCCGGUAGGAGACGUCCGCCCUCAUCCAGGACGCAAACCGUAUCAUCCCAAUCCUCCUGCCCAACGAUCAGAAUGGGUAAUGUGGGCAGGCAACGUGCCAUCGGAUGCGACACAAGACGAGCUGUGGAGGUUCUUCAGUCAGCAGACGGUUUCCGGACGACGUCCUCCACCUGAGAGUACCUCAGGAGCGAAUACGGAUUCAAUUUAUGGUGGCGUGUCCUCUAUAUUCCUUAUCUCGCGCUCAAACUGUGCGUUCGUCAACUUCGAGUCGGAACGACACCUCGAAGCCGCCACUGUCAGGUUCAACGGCCAACCUCUUCGCCCUGCGGACCCUCGGUGUCCCCGUUUGGUUUGCAGAAUAAGAAGGAGGACCGACGAUCUUCGGGCCGGAGUGGGUGGUCAGCGAGGGCAGGGUAUUCACUCGAGGUGGGUUCGGGAUCAAAAGGAGCAGCUUCGGCAGGCGCAAGAUGCAGAACCGGACCCGUCACUUUCUCCAGAAGAAGCGGCCGCUAAGCUUCAGGGUCUCGCUCUCGAUAACGACGAAUCACCGACGGCUCCGGGAGGCUCCAAGCGCAAUACGACGGGUACAGGACAUUCCAGUUCCGGGUCCACGACAUCAAGUAUGCUCGUCCGGUAUUUCCCUCAACGAUAUUUCAUUCUGAAGUCGUUGACGCAGUUCGACCUUGACCUCAGCGUUCAGCGAGGGCUCUGGGCCACACAACGCCACAACGAAGGUAUAUUGGACCAGGCUUUCCGGACGAGCAAGGACGUCUUUCUCAUUUUUGGAGUCAACAAAAGUGGCGAGUUCUAUGGUUAUGCACGAAUGGCUGGACCUAUUUCACGAGGCGAACACCGCGUGUCAUGGGCCUCUCCUCCGGCUUCGCUCUCGCCCAGCUCGGUCAUCAGCCAGCGCCCUCAAAUGUUCAGUGGCAUGUCGGACGAACUUCACAAUAGGCGGUCAGAAAGCGGCUAUAUCCUUCCACCAACGGACGAGCACCGUGUAGACGAAUCGCCUUUGCCUGUCUCCAGCUCACAAGACAAACCCUCUCUUGCACUCGGCGCGGAACAACGCACACCCCUCACCACGAAUCAGCAAGGACAGAUCCUCUCUGCGCCAGCUGAGUUGCGCGAUCCGCACCGCAAGCUCACGACCACAGGAGGGAAGAAGCCCCAACCGGGUCUUAGCUUGGAUGAGCGGAGAAGUUCUCCCAUCGAGUUGGACGAGGCAGCUCCGCUUCGUGCACUCAAGAACCCGCCGUCAGAUGAUAUUCUGGAAAAAGUCAGCGCCGGUCAGCAUUCUGAACCACUCUUACAGCGUUCUUCCUUGGGGCGCGUCGAAGAGGAGGAUGACGACGGCGACGGUAGGGAGAGGAGAACCACUUCCCCUUCUAAGCCGAUUCAGAACCGACCCGGUGACGAUUCUCCUGCUUCUCCUUCCGCGAGUCAUGCCGAACCCUUUGCUACCGCAGCAUCUGCCCAUGAUCCAACUACGCCGGACCAGGAUCCAGACGUCUGGGGAGAACCGUUCAAGAUCGAGUGGGUACGGACAGAUCGCUUGCCUUUCUUCCGCACGCGGCAUUUGCGGAACCCUUGGAACCACGGGCGGGAGGUGAAGGUGUCUAGAGAUGGGACGGAGAUAGAGCCUGGAGUAGGGAAGGAACUGUUGGAAGAGUGGGACCGUCCCCCGCCCUCACCUAGUUCCAGCGCCCCGCCGACGACUCCUGCGACACGACCUCAACGGCGUGGAUCUCGCCCACCAUUUUAUCACCCACCCUGACAAUGAGAUUUCUUUCUAUCGGACACGUUUUUCUUUUCUUUUCUUUUUUUUCGGGUGCGCAAUCGCGUUGUUGUUUUCAUCACAAGGGCUACCCGAGAUUCUUCAAAACCUCGCAUCGAGGACUUUUUCAUCACGCACGUACACGAACGCAUUCAUUCAGCAGCAUCAUACACGCAUACACGAUACGACUUUCGAUUCACUAACGCUCAACCAUCCACCGCAUACUACAAGGCUUCCAUCUCCUCCCUUGCCUCUACAUCUUGAUUUGUGUUAUCUUUUCCUCCAUCCGUCUCUCUCAUUCUGUCUCAUCGGAGUAGUCGGCAUGAACCCUUUGUUAAUCACGAAAGAAGCAUUGGUUGUCGCUCAUUUCCCCUUAUAAACCCCCAAUCCCAUCCUAAAUUCCCCACCCUGCAAUUCACGUAUUAUUUGCUCCCUCGUCUUUCAUACUAUCGGUAUUUGGUCGCUCAUCUCUGCUUUCGCUCUUGCUGGGCCUGCUGUUUGUCGAAGUUUCCUCGUCCUUCGCUCUCGCUAUUACAUCCCUCAAUCAUAGUUACUACCCAUCCCCUAUUCCCC
This is a messenger RNA of Stereum hirsutum FP-91666 SS1, 2885 nucleotides long. RefSeq lists its product as uncharacterized. The record is from RefSeq and is a predicted model, not a curated record. Gene Ontology annotation, cellular component: nucleoplasm. Gene Ontology annotation, biological process: regulation of alternative mRNA splicing, via spliceosome; mRNA splicing, via spliceosome. NCBI's taxonomy places the organism in Eukaryota, Fungi, Basidiomycota, Agaricomycetes, Russulales, Stereaceae. Bases 108 to 2312 code for a protein of 734 amino acids. Gene Ontology annotation, molecular function: mRNA binding; N6-methyladenosine-containing RNA reader activity. The transcript is spliced from 4 exons.